Messenger RNA from Laccaria bicolor S238N-H82, 2964 nucleotides. RefSeq lists its product as uncharacterized. Lineage: Eukaryota; Fungi; Basidiomycota; Agaricomycetes; Agaricales; Hydnangiaceae. The transcript is spliced from 13 exons. The coding region runs from base 1 to 2964 and encodes 987 amino acids. The record is from RefSeq and is a predicted model, not a curated record.
AUGAAGUUCAGCUUAACCGUCAUGCUCCUCCUCCUCGCCCCACUUGCCCCACUCACAGUCUCUGCCGGCAGACACGCCUCUCGGGAUUGCAACCGACAGUGCGGUGACUGCCAUCCCGAACAGAUCCCUUGUCCCAAUGGGGCCCCGGCAAACCAAUCGUCCUGCGACGGCCAGCCGUGCUGGCAGUGUUGCAAUUGUUGGACAAGAAAGUUUGAGAAAUCAUAUGUCAGGAAAACCCGGGUCUUGUUCGGUCAAAAGAUCGCGAAGCUUAAUAUGUCCGUUAACAUGAGUGGCAAAGAUGACAGAGGUCAGGAGUACUUGAAUAGAAAACCCCCGGCCCUGUCAAUGCCCUCUUCACUAUCCACACGACAAGAGUUCACUGACGACCAGGCCCAGCGUGAUCAGGAUCCUAUUCCUACAUAUCCAUUGUCAGCGCGUGAGGUAGGAUGUCUUUGGACAUGGGGGUUGAGAGGAAGAGUCGUUGACAUUGUCGUGAGAAAUUUUGAAUUCGUCUCUUUGCUGUUGUCCACGACGUGCAAACGUCUACGGCGCGACGAUCACGACAAAAUUCGUCGUUUCGUUUCCAGAUUUUACGGUGUCUUGGACAUCUUGAAGUUGCAAACCUUGUAUCGGAAUCACUUCCCGUACACAGAUCUUUCUCUUGACAUUGAGGGUACCCGCAACAUAAAAUUCAACGAAUAUGGGUUUUCGCGCAACGAUGGAGCCGCAAAUGAUGUCAAGAUUGAAGUAGCCUGCGGACCUCGAAAAGCUAUCGGAGCCGAUGCAAAGCCGCUGUGUCCUGAACCUGAUGUGAGUUUUUCAGCCAUAGAUCACGGCGAGUCAGAUAAAUUGACUUUCCUCCCAGCUACUCUUGCCGCGGCUGCAGAAACUCAGAACGAUCGUGGAGCGGCUGCAGCCCAUGUUGGACCUCUUGGUCUUGAUGGAUCCCUCGAACCCAAAUCAAACCCUUCCUAUGGCCAGGGUUACGAGCGGACCAGCCUCGGUAUCAUGAUGACGCCUACCAGAAAUUCGACGGCUAGUGCCAUCUUCCUCCUCGUUCACAGAAUGCCUGGCGCACAUGAUGUUAAUGACCGCAGAAGCACCGAAGGAAAGGUGGUUACGAUUCUCGCCGACGAUGGUCCCUCACCCCAAGUUGUUACUUCUUUCACGAGGAGAAUGCCCAGACUGAGGCUGUUUUCAUCCGUCAAGGACGUUCUUCCAUUUGCUCUUCACCUCUUCCUGACUAUCUUUUCCGUUAUUGCGGUUCUAUUCCUUAUCAACCCGGCGGAUGCAGAUCUGGUUUACAACCUCAACCAUCGUCGACCACAUUUUAUCGACCUCCAUGGUGUGACGAGGGUAGCCAGCAAUCGGAACAUCCAACUCCUCCAAUCCGACAUAACAACCGUGAUCGCACUCCUAGCAAACGCAACGCGCGCAGCAGCUGCGUGGUGGGCUGGCAAACUUCUCUGGCGCUGUGCCUUCAUGUUUAUGGAGAAAAGUGAAAUAACCUUGGCUGGUUUUUCCAAAGUCAUCUCAGGUGGAAUAACGGCGAUGCUAUCACCCAGUCAUGUUUCGAGCCGAAGGAACUGGUUGCUCGUAUACGCCAUCAUUUUCAUCUGUUUCGUGAUGGAUUAUUUCUCUGCCAUUCUGACGGGAUCCAUUACGUGGCAACCUGCGUUUACUUUGGUAGAUGGGGUCGUGCCACUUACGAAUCUCCCAGAGGGGGUUCCUGGGUCGGAUAUAUCGUUUUAUCGAAAUCAACUGUUAGCUUUACAAGUCAUCGAACUUGCGGCUACUUUGGCUGUGGUUUCGUGGGGGGUCACCAAUACGAAUUCAUCAAAUCUCCCACUGCCAUCCAACCUCACCCGACGCGCUAUCAUGCAAGCAGUAAACUUGCACCUUCCGCCCAACCUUACACUAGAGACGAUUCUACUUCCUUACUUCACAGUGGAAAACUUUGAAUACAUCACAGAUCCCGAAUCGACUCUUUCGUCGCAACAGUGGUCCUUGCUCAACGAUUCCAGCCCUUUCAAUCCUUACCUUCUGGGUGGGGGAUUCGCCGCGCUUUUUCCCGACGGUAGCUGGGGCCCGGGUUCUAGUACCAACUUACCGUCUCCCGUGAAUGUUACAGAAUCCCGAAUUCUUGGCAUUCAAGUCGAGAACCCUUUCACCCCAAGUUGUAGUCCUCUUCCCAAAUCCAUGGUGCCACAGAAUGUCACUCCCUAUCUCACCUCUAUUAUCAAUUUCCCCCUAUAUUCAUGCUUCAUAUUCGCAAAUAUGACCUAUACAGCAAGUGCCGCGGUUUGCCGAGACUGCAAGAUCGUUUCUCCUACCGUUGUUCAGGGCCAUAUGGGCUCUGUGCAUCCCAUUGCAGAUUCUCUCACCAUUGAGGCCUUAGCGAUAACACCCUCAGUCACGACACACAUACUUUACAACGCCUAUGCCGAUCCUGUUCCCGACGACUCUUCUACCAUUCAAGACCUUGCCAUUGAGUUUGUUUCGCGAUCAUAUCAGUCUGCAUGGUCAGCGCUCGCAUACGUACUUGGUGAUGUUGCUCAGCAUAACCAGACAAGUGUCUUGAUCGCCGUCCCCGCCUCUCACCCUAGUCUCGUUUUAUGGAGGGUCUAUUUUUGGGCUGGGUUGCACCUCGCGGUUCUACUUGGCGGUAUCGCCUUCGUUUACUUUCAGAGCCGUUUCCACCACCCGUGGAUUUCGCAUCCUAUGACAGCAGCGUUCCUGCUUGACACGACGGGCAUCUUCAAAGAAGGUGGAGCGGCCAACGCAAUGGAUCCAUGGAAUCCCGAUGCAAAGUAUCCAGCUGGAAAACUCAAGUUGAAUGAUUAUGACCCUACUCGACCUGGGCAAGCUAGAACCGUGGUCUUGGUGCCAACGAGGAACACACACCUUUCGAGUCCCAAACCAGCUGGCGGGGAGUCUGAUGUGCUCUUCAGACAAUUCGCGUAA